Molecule: messenger RNA, 573 nt
Organism: Paramecium tetraurelia
Lineage: Eukaryota; Ciliophora; Oligohymenophorea; Peniculida; Parameciidae
Exons: 3
Source: RefSeq, a predicted model, not a curated record
AUGAAGAAAGCCAAAGGAGGAGAUUUUAAUUUUGCUUCAAGAGCACAAAAGAUUGAUAAACUUGAGUUCCCACAAUCAACAGAGGAUCGUUUCAUUGUCAAAGCUAAUAAAGAUGGAGUUGGAUUCCAAUGGAAAACUUAUGAUGACAAAUUGUUAGCUAGAAAUAUCGACAAAUAAACCUUUGAUAAUACUGUGGCUGAAGCUACUCGUAUUUGUCGUAAUUUGUGGAGAGAAAAAUAAAGAGAAGAACACAAAGACCCAACCAAGGCAUAUUAACCACUUCUCUAUGUGUCAGUUUUCUUAAUUCUUUUGGCCUUCGUGUUCCUUUUAGUUUUAAUCUACGGAAGUAGAGACAAAUUAGCAUUGCUAUAUGUUGCAGUGGCUAUUCUAUGUCUAGCAGCAUUUGUUGCUAAGACUUGGAGUUUAGAACCACAGUUUAUGGAUUUGGAAAAGGUACAGCUCAACAAAGUGACCGAAUACUUAAACAAUCAGAACUCAUAAAUUUAUCAAAGCAAAGGAUAUAAAUGGUAAGUUGAACCCAAUCUUUAUUGGAUUGAACUGGUUUCCAUUUGA